Messenger RNA from Fonsecaea multimorphosa CBS 102226, 2061 nucleotides. RefSeq lists its product as uncharacterized. The transcript is spliced from 3 exons. Gene Ontology annotation, cellular component: Ste12p-Dig1p-Dig2p complex; Tec1p-Ste12p-Dig1p complex; nucleus. The record is from RefSeq and is a predicted model, not a curated record. Gene Ontology annotation, molecular function: DNA-binding transcription factor activity. The coding region runs from base 1 to 2061 and encodes 686 amino acids. NCBI's taxonomy places the organism in Eukaryota, Fungi, Ascomycota, Eurotiomycetes, Chaetothyriales, Herpotrichiellaceae. Gene Ontology annotation, biological process: regulation of DNA-templated transcription; sexual reproduction.
AUGUUUCCCUCGAGCGGUGCGCCAAUGGCCCAACCUCAGAAGCCAGAGACAUUUAUGCUGUCAAACGAGGCACAACAGAGCUUGCCCCAGGAUGCGCAAGUCGCCCUGCAGCAAGUAGACAACCUCAAAUACUUUCUCAUUUCUGCGCCGGUGGACUGGAGUCCCGAUUCCCUCAUCCGCAGAUUCCUCCUUCCCACAGGUGAAUACGUUUCCUGCGUGCUAUGGAACAACCUGUUUCACAUCUCCGGCACCGACAUUGUCAGAUGCUUGUCCUUUCGUUUCCAAGCGUUCGGCCGGCCGGUCAAGAAUCCUAAGAAGUUCGAGGAGGGUAUUUUCUCCGAUCUGCGCAAUCUGAAAUCAGGCACAGAUGCAUCGCUGGAGGAACCCAAAAGCCCAUUCUUGGACUUCCUGUAUAAAAACAACUGCAUCCGGACGCAAAAGAAGCAGAAGGUCUUUUACUGGUACAGCGUGCCUCAUGACCGUCUGUUUCUCGACGCCCUGGAGAGAGACCUGAAGCGCGAGAAGAUGGGCCAGGAAGCGACGACGAAAGCAGUGGCCGAGCCAGCGCUCUCAUUCGAGUUCGACUCGUCGCAAUCUCUGUUUGAACAGCUUACAAAAGCUCAGCAAGCCAGCUCAUCGUCGUUUGCAACCGCAAAUGCAAAUGUGAACUACUCGCAGCCGACUUCGCCUGUCCUUCGAGCAACGGAUUCUAUGCCUCCUCCCAUGGUCCCUCAGAUGCCACGCUCUCAGGAGCAGCCCCAGACCAUGUAUACUAGCAUGAGCAUGCACAACAACCUCCCAACCCCCCUUUCCACCACGGCUAUGUCCCGAGAGCCGGAUUUCUCUCAAGUCGCAUACGACCGCGCCCACAUUCGUCAUGCCUCUAUGCCCGCAUACAUGGAGUACUCCCCAGCUCCUUCCUUCGUGUCGUCGCACUUUGAGGACUACAGCACUCGCGGCCUCUCAUAUGAGCCCAUCACACCACCCCAACAUGCCAUCCCUGGUGCUGAGCCUGCAUAUAUUGCCAACGAGGACACGGGUCUCUACUCUGCCAUCCCAGAGAUGCAGCCAAUGCCGACUUACAAUCCAAUGGCUUCGUUGCCGCCUUCUACUCUUGCAGGGCCGCUUCACGUGACUGCACCACGACCGUUUCCUCCUACCAACGUCUACUCGGUGAUUGAAGGGUCUCCGACUUACAAGGCAAGGAGGAGGCGCUCAUCAAUCCCGUCAUCCAUCAUGAAUGCAGUGGCUGCCAAUGCUGUCGCUCAAGUCACUCACGGAAUCAAAGCGCAUCUCCCUCAAAGGCCUAGUGAUCUUCGCCGCUCCAUGUCGAGCUCUGUUCUGCCUAUUGCGGAAGGCGAUGAAACCGGCGACCAGUCUCCUCCUGGUCUCGCGCACAGCUACGCAUCCUCGGUGGUGAAUCGCGAGCAUCUCAAUGAUUUCUCCCGGCGAAGCACACCAUUACCAAGCCUCGAAGAGGAUCCAACACACUCCCUUGGGAUGUCGGCUGGCACUGAACACAUGCCUGGUCUUAUGGGAGACGAUAUGCACAUCCACUCGCUGCAAGCCAGCCCCGCAGUCCGGUUAGAAAGACCAGGGCCGGUCCGCAGAGCACGAAGUGCAACCAUGAUGGAGCUUGGUGUACCCUACAAAUCCCAUUCAUGCCCAAUCCCCAGCUGUGGGCGUCUUUUCAAGCGCCUCGAACACCUCAAGCGACACGUGAGAACUCACACUCAAGAACGCCCCUACGUCUGCCCUUACUGCAACAAAGCGUUUUCACGGUCUGACAACCUGGCACAACACCGCCGAACUCAUGAAUCUCAACAAGAUGGUCAACCUGCUCCUGUGACCAGUGAAGAAGAAAUGGAGAACGAAGAGAAUGACUUCGGCUCCAUGGACGAGCUCUCCUCCCCAGAUGAAGUUACCCGCCCCACCAGCGUGUCUGGUAUGAUGGCCAUGUCCAUGCCUCCUCCCUCGACGCUCGUCAUGCAACCAAUGACUUCUCAGCCAAUGAUGGCCCCCAGUCAGCUUGUUCAACCUUCGAUGCUGCAAAACAUGUAG